AUGGAGACUAAUAUUUGGAGUAUUUUUGUAGUUUAUAUGAGUUUAAUUUCAAUAAAAUUAUCUGAGUCAAAUAAAAUAAAAAUAAGUGGACCUGGUUUACAACCUCAAAAUAUUGUGAUGCCGGCUAGAUAUUUUCUGGUAAAUUUUACGUAUUUAAACGAAGACUCAUACACACCCCACUUAGGUAAGAAUUUGGCAGUUGAAAUAAAUGGAAGAUCUACCAAAAGUAACUUUUGCCGUGUUUGGGUUAACACACUAGAUCGUAAAGAUGGUACAUUUAUUGUACGUUAUAAAGUUUAUGAAACAUGUACUAACCUGUCUAUCAGCAUAUAUUAUAAAAACAAACAUAUUGAAAAUUCCCCUUUCAUGUUUGAUGGUCCUAUUCAACCUGAUCAAUGUAAUUGUCCUGAUGAAGAUUUAAAUUUAUGGUUAAAAAAAUAUGGCUGUUCCUCUUCUUAUGAAAACAUUAUAAAUGACUUAAAACCAUUCAAUAAAUUAGACAUGACCGUUGAAAUCCAGAAAAUUGUCCAAAAAUAUCAUAAGCCAGAGAGUACCAGUUUUUGCCACUAUGUGAUUAAAAACAAUAAAAUAUAUCGUGAUUGUUAUGGAAAACACAUUGGUUUUAACAUGUUUGCGGAUAAUAUUCUGUUGUCAUUAGCAAGAAAAGUAUUUUUACCAGAUAUGGAACUGGUUAUUAAUCUAGGUGAUUGGCCUUUAGUACAUAAAGGUAAUGAGCCACUUCCUGUGUUUUCUUGGUGUGGUAGCAAUGAAACAAUUGAUAUUGUAAUGCCUACAUAUGAUCUAACAGAAUCAGCCUUAGAAAAUAUGGGAAGAAUUACUCUUGAUACAUUAUCAGUGCAGGGUAAUGUUGAACUAAAGUGGAAGAAUCGCAAACCGAUAGCAUUCUGGCGUGGGCGCGAUUCACGCGCUGAAAGACUUAAACUUAUUGACAUUGCGCGAGCUUAUCCAGAACUUUUUAAUGUUUCACUUACAAAUUUCUUUUUUUAUCGCGACAAAGAAGCUCAGUAUGGUCCAAAGCAACCGCAUAUAUCCUUCUUCAAGUUUUUUGAUUACAAAUAUCAAAUAAAUGUUGAUGGAACAGUAGCAGCAUAUCGGUUUCCUUAUCUUCUGGCAGGCGGUGGAAUGGUUUUAAAACAAGAUUCGCCCUAUUAUGAACAUUUUUACCGAGAUCUUCGUAAAUGGGAACAUUAUGUGCCUGUUGCUCGUGAUUUGUCAGAUUUAGUAAAAAGAAUAAAAUGGGCACGAGAACACGACUAUGAAGCACAUGUUAUAGCUGAUAAUGGUCGGAAAUUUGCAUUAGAAAACUUGCUGCCGCAACAUAUAAUAUGCUACUAUGCAAAGUUAUUCAGUGAAUGGAGUAAAAGAUUAGAAAACAAAGUAACAAUACGUGAUGGCAUGACCCAUGUACCACAACCAAAAUUCGAAUGUAAUUGUCCACUGAAAAAUAAGAAUAUUCAUGAGGAGUUGUGA
This is a messenger RNA of Parnassius mnemosyne (clouded apollo), 1491 nucleotides long. Lineage: Eukaryota; Metazoa; Arthropoda; Insecta; Lepidoptera; Papilionidae. The record is from the annotation of a GenBank genome assembly.